CCAGAAAUGUAUACAUUGAUGUAAAACGCAAAACAUGAGAUCCGGUAACGUUGCCAGAGUUACGUCUGGCCCGUCUGCGCAAAGAGACCAGUUGCACGUGCAUUUACGUAGUUUUUCAGAGUUUUGGUGUUUUGAGUGGAUAGUCAGUGGUGAUGUAAGCAAAAUUUUUCGACAUCAUGAUAAGUCGUGGAAAAAACUUAGUAUAUUUGGCCAGAAGUGGAAAAUCUAAUGUACCAUUAAACGAAGUGAAACUAGAUGAAUCCGACGAACACUCGGACGAAUAUAAUUAUGAUUAUUUAGAAGACCAAUAUGCAGAAGACCCGUGGUCACAUUUUAAAAAGUGGCAAGCAGCAAAGAAAAUAAAAAUACCAUUGGCUCAAAGAUUGAAUAACUCAUACUGUAAUCAAAAGGACAACCAUAUGGAAAAUGAUAAUCAAAAUUUUGAAGAACGUGUGCUUGAAGAAUUAAGACCACUUGAAACUAGCCCACAACUCUCAACGUUAGACCACAAUCUUCAGGGAAAUGUUCAAACCGGAUCUGAGAAUAGUGUUAAUAGCGUUUUAAAUGAUAUUCAAAAUCAUGAAGACCCUGUUAACCAAUUAACGCCUCUAACUACUACAGAAGCGGUGCAUACAUGUAACGAUCAACUUCUGAAUUCCGCCGAAAAGGAAGAUCAUAAUAGUGAUGACGAAAAUUCGCAUUUGUCGGAGAGUUCCCUAUUUGCAGAUUCAUCAGUUUCUUGGAAGCCCAAUCAAGAGAAUGAUGUCACUUCAGAAGAUAAUUAUUCCAAGAUAAGCGAGUCUAUCCCCCGAAAAUCACCUAUAUAUUUUCAGACCGCUUCAAAGGAACGUCAGUCAUCAAAUCCUGUCAAGUGUAUUGAAAGUUCUCUUGACGCGAAAAAUCCACUCCCAACGAGUCCAAAACCAUUACCUACAUCAGACUGUGAUUUAUCGACCUCGCCCUUCAGAGCCCUCGACACUGCGAGUCUCGGCUUCUAA
This is a messenger RNA of Zophobas morio, 998 nucleotides long. RefSeq lists its product as uncharacterized. Bases 177 to 998 code for a protein of 273 amino acids. NCBI's taxonomy places the organism in Eukaryota, Metazoa, Arthropoda, Insecta, Coleoptera, Tenebrionidae. The transcript has 7 exons. The record is from RefSeq and is a predicted model, not a curated record.